AUGGCGACAGAGGAGAAGGCGGAAAACGCGCGUCUCUCCUCGUUCGUCGGUGCGCUCGCGCUGGGCGACCUGGUCAAGUCUACACUAGGACCAAAAGGCAUGAACAAGAUCCUACAAUCAGCAUCCACAGGCGAGAUCAACGUGACGAACGACGGUGCGACGAUCUUGAAGGCGAUCCAGUUGGAUAACGCGGCGGCGAAGAUCCUCGUCAACAUCUCGAAAGUGCAAGACGAUGAGGUCGGGGAUGGCACGACGAGUGUGACUGUGUUGGCAUCGGAGUUGCUGAGGGAGGCCGAGAAGCUCAUCGCGCAGAAAAUCCAUCCUCAGACGAUUGUGGAGGGAUACCGGAUUGCGAGUCGGACUGCGCUGGCUGCGUUGGAGAAGGCUGCUAUUGACAACAAAAAGAACCCUGAACAGUUCCGAACGGAUCUGUUCAACAUUGCUCGUACAACCCUGUCAUCAAAAGUUCUGUCGCAGGACAAGGAUUACUUUGCCAACCUUGCUGUGGAUGCCGUAUUACGCCUCAAGGGUUCAAUAGAUUUGGAACACAUUCAAAUCAUCAAAAAGGUUGGAGGAAAGUUGACCGAUUCUUAUCUGGAUGAAGGUUUCAUUCUGGACAAAGUUAUUGCUACAAACUCGCCAAAACGACUUGAGAACGUCAAGAUCAUGAUUGCUAACACCUCAAUGGACACUGACAAAAUCAAGAUCUUCGGGGCCCGUGUAAAGGUCGACAGCACAGGCAAGCUCGCCGAACUGGAACGCGCAGAACGCGACAAAAUGAAAGCAAAAGUGGAAGCCAUCGCCGCUCACGGAAUAAACUGCUUCGUCAACAGACAACUGGUGUACAACUAUCCUGAAUCGCUGCUGACCGAGAAGGGUAUCAUGGUGAUUGAGCAUGCUGACUUUGAGGGUGUGGAGAGGCUGUCCCUCGUCACUGGUGGAGAAAUUGCAAGCACAUUCGAUCGACCUGAUCUUGUCAAACUUGGACACUGUGAGCUCAUCGAAGAGAUCAUGAUUGGCGAGGACAAGCUCAUCAAAUUCUCCGGCGUGGCUGCUGGCGAAGCAUGCACGGUGGUCCUCCGCGGUUCAACGAACCAGAUGGUCGACGAGGCCGAGCGUUCACUGCACGAUGCCCUAUCUGUCCUUUCACAGACGGUAAAAGAGACCCGUGUCGUCCUUGGAGGCGGAUGCUCUGAAAUGUUGAUGAGCUGUGCUGUGGAAGAGGAAGCAAGAGGGAUCAAGGGCAAGAAGGCUAUUGCUGUCGAGGCAUUCGGCCGCGCUUUGAGACAAAUUCCAACGAUUUUGGCAGAUAACGCGGGUUAUGACUCGUCAGAUUUGGUCACAAAGCUGAGAGCAGCGCAUUAUGAGGGGCAAGCGGAUGCUGGUCUUGAUAUGGAGCAGGGCACCAUUGGAUCCAUGAAGAGCCUCGGCGUUACAGAGAGCUACAAGCUAAAGCGACAAGUCGUCACCAGUGCCACUGAAGCCGCCGAAAUGAUCAUCCGUGUUGAUGACAUCUUGAGGGCAGCACCUCGGAGACGCGAAGCCGUAUAG
This is a messenger RNA of Psilocybe cubensis, 1551 nucleotides long. RefSeq lists its product as uncharacterized. Lineage: Eukaryota; Fungi; Basidiomycota; Agaricomycetes; Agaricales; Agrocybaceae. Gene Ontology annotation, cellular component: chaperonin-containing T-complex; cytosol. The transcript is spliced from 10 exons. Gene Ontology annotation, biological process: protein folding. Gene Ontology annotation, molecular function: ATP hydrolysis activity; ATP binding; ATP-dependent protein folding chaperone. The record is from RefSeq and is a predicted model, not a curated record. Bases 1 to 1551 code for a protein of 516 amino acids.